This is a messenger RNA of Epinephelus fuscoguttatus (brown-marbled grouper), 10409 nucleotides long. RefSeq names its product DENN domain-containing protein 4B-like. Bases 152 to 4723 code for a protein of 1523 amino acids. Gene Ontology annotation, cellular component: cytoplasmic vesicle. Gene Ontology annotation, biological process: regulation of Rab protein signal transduction. Gene Ontology annotation, molecular function: protein binding. Lineage: Eukaryota; Metazoa; Chordata; Actinopteri; Perciformes; Serranidae. The record is from RefSeq and is a predicted model, not a curated record. The transcript is spliced from 29 exons.
UGUGGGUGUGUGUGUGUUUUUCUCUGUGGCAUUCACAAACCUGGCUUCUGUGUCUUCACAUGUGAGGACAAACAUGUUCCCGUCCUGUUUGUGUUUCUGAGACAGUGGUUAUUUGAGGCCGAACCUCUUAUGUGGAGGGCAGACAGACGGCAUGACAGAGGAGAAAUGUCCCCAGCUGGUGGACUACUUUGUAGUAGCAGGUCUCGACCCUGCGGGGGACUGGAAGCCCCUGGACGAGGAUGGCAAAACCUGCAGCUCCUCCUCCUCCACAUCCUCCUCCUCUACCUCUUCGGGCCGAGCGGUGGAGUCGGUGACGGACCUGGCGGUGAUCGCCCGUGGGCUCGGGGAGGAAGUGCCAGAGGGCUUCACCUGCAUCGAGAGGACGCUGGGCGGACACUCGGCCGAGCUGAGCGCCGGUCUCAUCAACAACCCUCACCUGUAUCUGUGCUACCGCCGAGGACGAGACAAGCCGCCCAUACUGGACCUCGGGGUUCUGUAUGAGGGGAAGGAGCAGCUGAAGCAGGGCUGGUACGUCAUCGAGACGACGCCCUACAGCCGAUCGGCCAGCCUGAGCUCCGGCAGUGGCCCCACAGCUCACCGGGUGUUCCUGACGUACCGGCGGGCUCUGGACUCGCAGGGCCUCCACACGCUGGGCGUCACCGACAUCGCCCUCCUGCUGCCCAGCAAAGGAGAGGUCGCCCCGCACACCUUCUGCAGAGUCGACAAGAACCUCAACACCGGCAUGUGGGGUCCGGCUCUGUAUGUGUGCUACAAGAGAGCUGUGGCCAAAGCCAACGCCCUCGUCUACAAAGCCAGUCUGAUCAGCCGGUACCCGGAGGAGGACCUGGAGUCGUUUCCUCUGCCGGAGUCAGUGCCGGUCUUCUGUCUGCCGAUGGGUGUCACUGUGGAGAGCUGGCCUCUGAACACCAAAUACCAGCUGCCCGUCUUCUCCACCUUCGUCCUCACCUCCGCCUCCGGGGACAAGGUUUACGGAGCAGCCAUCCAGUUCUACGAGUCGUUCCCCAGGGAGCUGCUGUCGGAGCGGCAGAGCGUGAGGCUCGGCCUGCUCAGCGUGGUCGACCGGCGGCCGAUCACCAACCGCAGCCUGCAGGUGAAGAAGAGCAUCUGCGUCCUCUCCCACUGGCCCUUCUUCACCGUCUUCCAGAAGUUCCUCACCUUCAUCUACAGAUACUCCAUCUCCGGACCUCACGUCCUGCCGCUCGAAAAACACGUCUCCAGCUUCAUGCACAACGUCCCGUUUCCUUCCCCACAGCGACCUCGCAUCCUCGUUCAGCUCUCUCCGUACGACAACCUGCUGCUCUGCCAGCCGGUCUCCUCUCCGCUCCCACUCAGCGGUGCGAGCUUCCUGAAGCUGCUGCAGAACCUCGGUCCAGAGAACGCCUGCACGCUGCUGCUCGCCGUCCUCACCGAACAUAAACUGCUGCUGCACUCACUGCGCCCCGACGUCCUCACCUCCGUCAGCGAGGCCCUCGUCUCUAUGAGUUUCCCGCUGCGCUGGCUCUGUCCCUACAUCCCUCUGUGUCCGCUGCAGAUGGCCGACGUGCUGCUGGCGCCGAUGCCCUUCAUUGUGGGCGUCCACUCCAGUUACUUCGACCUGUACGACCCCCCCGCUGAUGUGGUGUGUGUCGACCUGGACACCAACACCAUCUUCCAGUCAGAGGACAAGAAGCCGUUGUCAUGGCGAUCGUUACCCAGGAAGCACGGCAAGAUGCUGUUCAACACCCUGACUAACCUCCACAAGACCCUGGAGAAAAUUUGCACUCCCGGUCAGGAGGAGGCGACGCUGGAGUUCCUGUUGACGGACUACGAUCAGAUCUACAGGAGUCAGAAGCAGCUGGAGCUGGAGAUCCAGGAGGCGUUCCUUCGCUUCAUGAGCUGCCUGCUGCGAGGAUACAGAACCUUCCUGCUGCCCAUCACCCAGGCGCCGUCAGACACCACCACCGACUGCAGCUCCCUCUUUAACCUGCAGGGUUUCCUGAAGUCUCGUGAUCGAACGCAGCAGAAGAUCUACACUCAGCUGACGAGGACUCAGAUGUUCACGCAGUUCAUCGAGGACUGCUCCUUCGUCAGUGCCCGGCACGCCUGCCUCGAGUUCUUUGACGAGUGCGUCCAGAAGGUGGACGUGGAGAAGCCGGAGGACGUGAGGCUGAUUGAUCUGGACGAGACUCACAGCGGAGAACACACCGUCUUCAUCAUGCCGCCUGAAGAACCACAGGAACCUGACGGGUCCGAGUGCCCCGCCCUCUACAGUUAUGAAACCUUCCCCACACUGAAGCCGGAGCUGUUUGACCGGCCUCAGGACCAGCUGAGGGUCCCAGCUAAGGGCAGCGCCCCCAGCAGCCCCGCCCCCCGCCGCACCAAGCAGGAGAUCAAGUUGGCCCAGAAGCGAGCUCAGAAGUACUCCACGGUGCCGGACAUGUGGUCCAAGUGCCUGCUGGGUCACUGUUACGGCCUCUGGUUCAUCUACCUGCCCACUUUCGUGCGGGCGGAGAGCGCCAAGGUGCGCGCUCUGCACACGGCCUACGACGUCCUCAAACACAUGGAGAACCGCAAGGUGGUGCUGCCAGACGAGGUGUGUUACAGGAUCCUGAUGCAGCUGUGCGGUCAGUACGGUCAGCCGGUCCUCGCCGUACGGGUCCUGCUGGAGAUGAAGAAGGCUGGAAUCACACCCAACACCAUCACCUACGGAUACUACAACAAGGCAGUGCUGGAGAGCAAGUGGCCGUCCACCAAUCAGGGAGGACGUCUCCGCUGGGCCAAGCUAAGGAACGUGCUGUUGGCUGUGGCCCAGUUCAGACAGCCAAUCAAACGGCGUCAGAAGAGCGGCUCUGUGGGGUCACGAGGAGAAACGAUGAUGGACUUGGAUCAGAGGCCCCGCCCCCAGUCGACUCUGAUUCGUCAGUCCAGUUGGAGCGGUCUGUCAGAAAGCUCCAGUCACGAGUCUCUGACGGGCUCGCUGGUGAAGAGCAACAGUCUGAACAGCAUGAAGGCGCCGGCUGACAAGUUGAAGCUCUGCAAGAAGACCAUCCUCGGCAACGCAGGGACCAACGGCUGCGGUGACGCAGUCUCCCGUAAGCCUCCGAUUGGACGCAGAGACACCUCCACCCCGCCUCCGAUGCCCCCCGGUGGUGUUCUAGUGCGGCGGAGUCAAGUCUGCCUCUCCACCUUCUACAAAGAGUGUGCAGAGUCAGCCGACUCUGAGCCAGACUGCUGUCAGCCAGCAGAGAGAGACGGCAGACCUGCCGGGACUCGAGACUCGUCCGGCAGAAAUAAAGUCGUAGACGAGAACUACAACAACGUCUCCUCCCCGAGCCGAGGAGGUCUGGCAGGGAAACUCCAGCAGCUUCUCACUCCGACGAGACAUCGAGUGUCUGUUCGACGAGCUGCCAGCGUUGACGACCGGCGACCAGGAGGAGGGGGAGGGGGAGGAGGAGGAGGAGGAGGAGGAGGAGGAGGGAUAGGACGAAGAGUGUCUGAACAGAGGCAGUCCAGGAAAGCUCAAGUGGCGGAAACACUGCUGAAGGCCAAAGACAGGCUGGUCAGCGCUACCUCAGAGAGUUCAUUGUCUGUAGGAAGUGACCUGGACUUGACGGACACGCCCAGUCCCGCCUAUCCUCUGCGCCGGUCAUGGGACGCCAACCAAGAGGCGACGGGGCUCGAGGUGUUGAUGUCCAGCUGCUCUCUGUGUCGCAGCUGUAACUCGUUAGUCUAUGACGAGGAGAUCAUGGCCGGCUGGACAUCAGACGACUCCAACCUGAACUCGUCCUGCCCGUUCUGCUGCGCUUCCUUCGUGCCCUUCCUUAACGCCGAGAUCUGUGACCUCGGACCUGUCAGCAGUGCGGAGCGCACCAACUGGAACGUGGAGGACGAGGUGGAGAGCGCAGUGAGGCCCCCCAGUGCUCAGGAGGCCUCCCUGCGACACCAGUGUAACGGUCUGAGUGAGGACUCCAGCUCCGAGACCAGCAGCUACUCUGAGAACAGCAGAACCACCACGGGUUCGUCAGUGGGCGGCACCCCUCAGGUGGCGGUGGCCUACCUGAGCCCUCUGGUCCUGAGGAAGGAGCUGGAGAGUCUGCUGGAGAACGAGGGCGAGGCGGUCCUGGCCCAGCCUCAGUUCCUGGACAACCACUCCAUCAUCUUCUGGAACCUGGUGUGGUACUUCCAGCGCCUCGGUCUGCCCAAUAACCUGCUGCAGCUGGUCAAAGCCUCGCCGCUGGUCAGCCAGUUCACACAGGCAGAGAACUCAGCAGUGAGGGUGAGGCUCCUCUGGGACACCCUGACCCCUGACACAGACCAGUGGCCCCCCCUCUACGUCCUCUGGAGGAUCCACAGUGGCGUCCCGAUGAGAAGCUACAGCUGGCGGAAACACAACCACCCGUUCACGCUGGCCUUCCUGGAGGAGGUGCUGCGCUGGGUCGGCAUGAACGAGGUGCACAAAGCCGUCACCCUCUUCCUGGACACGCUGGCCAAACAGCCGGGCUCCGCCUGGACGCAGAGGAGUUUGUACAGAGAGUUCCUCUUCCUCACUCUGGCAGCUAUGGGCAAAGAUCACGUCGCUGCGUUUGAUAAGAAGUACAAGGCAGCGUACUCUCGGCUCAGCAGCACUCUGGGUCGAGAAGAGCUCCGCAAGAAGCGAGCUCAGCCUCCCAGCCCAAAAGCCGUCGACUGCAGACGCAGCUUCCAUCCGCCACUCGAAUGCUGAUGAUCCAGGAACACAACGUCCCACACGUCCCUGAUGACUCCCGCAGCGUUUGUCCCUGUGAGGGAGAAGAGGAGAGCCGGCAAACCCAGGAUCCCUGCUGCCUUCACCUGCUUGUAUUCUUCACCUUUCUGCUGCCGCCUGGUGGACGUCGGAGUGACGCGCUCCGUCCUGUCCUCUGUAGCUCUGUUUGCCUCGUCGAUGUGAAUCCAGCAGCUCUUUGUCUUCAUUUAAGAUCCUGAAAGUUGAUCCGGAUGUAGCAGACGGAGCUCAUCUGGACUGAAGAGCUCGUACAGGAACACACUUCUCUCACCAAGGGUUAAAACACUGAGCCGAGAGCUGUUUGUCGGUCUGUAACGUGGAGUCGUCUGAAGUCAGGAAAACUGGUUGAAGCUCAGGUUGGUGCAUGUCCAGAGGGAUCAGCUGUGUCGCUGUGAACGUUUUCUUUUUCCCUGUUUUUUUAACUACACACCCGGAUGAUUAAAAUCAGAGCAGAGGGAAUCUUCUGCAGGACUGAAAGUUUUAGCCACAGUGAGUCAGGAUGUCAGAUUUGCUGUUCCGAGUGUGACCAAGGUUGGCAGUCAGGAUUUUAUAAGAAAAAAGGUCAAAUAAGGAUUAAAAUGCAGAGCAGAGCAUCAACACAACACGACCCGAUGAGAAGCUUCAGAGUUGAACAAGUCCAGGAAACUCCUGAUGGUCUCUCCACCCCUCUGUCUGUGUGUGUGUCUGAUUGUAAGCAUGAUCAAGGCAGCGAGGUUUGGUUUGUAAAAGGGAAAAUAAAGUCAGAAGUCAACGUUCAUCAUCAGGCAGUCGAGGAAAUCACCAAACAAGAAGCUGAAAUUUUAAGUCUCUGAAACUUCAAAUCUUCGGUCUGUUGGGAUUUUUCCAGAGGACAAAGACUCUUGGACAGUUUUAAUAUGAAGCUACAUCAAAGUUUUAAGGUUUUGAAAAUUUGGUCGCCCAAUCGCGCUUUGGACACUGGACCUGAGAAGACGCCACUAUCAUCCUUCAAAUCAGGAAAAACAACCAAACAAGUCGCAUCAUUUAAAGGAAUAUGCAACACUGCAAAUGAUUGUUUGUAUAUCAAUCACUAGAUAAAUUCAUAAAGAAAACUUUAUUGUUCUCCCAUGCCUCUACAGUGAAUGAAGAAUCCAAAAACAGAGAACAUUCCUGAUUAAUUGAAGUCUUUUUUAUCCAGUCGUAUGCUCAGUACUUCACAAGCAGAUGGUACUUUCUGACGGGGAACUGAACUGAAAGUGAAAUGUAUUGAUGCUCUCUUCAAAGCCAGACUCCACCAAUGAAAACAGUAAUUUUACUUUACUAACCACAGGAGCUGCUCGUCGACCACUGCCUCGAUCAGAUAGUUUGUUUGUGUCAUUGUGUGACUUUGGUGAAUCCUUUGGUGAGCCCCUCAGUGCAGAGUCUGCAUGUUCUCCCUGUGUCAGCGUGGGUUUCCUCCAGGUGCUCCAGCUUCCUCCCACAGUCCGAAGACAUGCAGGUUAAUUGGUGACUCUAAAUUGUCCGUAGGUGUGAAUGUGAGUGUGAAUGGUUGUCUGUCUCUAUGUGUCAGCCCUGUGAUAGUCUGGUGACCUGUCCAGGGUCUCAGAAAAUGAAUGAACUAACUGAUGGAGGCAGCCGUAGACCAGCAGCCUCUCGUGUUCAACAAAGUAAAAUAACUGUUUUUGUCAAAGGAGUCUGGCUUUGGAGAGAGCAUGGAUAAGUUCCCCGUCGGAGGUGUCUGUUUGGAAGCUUGGAUAGGUUUUGCUGUUGUUGAACGUGGACCCCUGUGAUUUCAGUUUGUCAAGAAUUUUUUCAGUUUUUUAAUCUUCAUUCACGGUGAUGAUGCAAGAAAAACAAAGUUUUCCUCCUGGAAUUCAGCGUGACACAGGGUGACUAACUGAUAGAUAAUGGUCGUUGAGGGGUGAAGUGUUCCUGAAAGUCGGAAAAUUUGAAUGAAGUCUCUUUUGGCUGGUCAGAUCUGAAAAGUCUCAUCCAUCUAAACACAAGGGAAACGACCAAACAAGGUUUUGAUAACGUUCUCAGCAUCUCUUUGUUCCUUUUUUUAGUUCUCGAGUCUUUAAAAUGAAGCAGUGAUGAUUGAGACGAUCCGGCCAACUGUUCCUUUCCCUUUUAAACCUCCUCCAUUGUUAAAUGAUUGUCUCAACUGUCUCAGCCGAGGUUUCAAACAUCUGAUUUACUGCCCACAAGUUUUUCCAGCAGUUCAAACAGGUCGGGUGUUGUGUUCACUGACAGCUGUUUUGAGCCAAUCAGAUCGUUUGUAGGCCGGAUGAAGUGGCGUCAUCUUUCAGUGCCAGAGGGCGAAAAAUGGCGACAGGUGUGGAUGAGAUGUUAAAUCAACAUAACCCUUUGAUUGAUAUGACGAACGCUAAGCUAACUGCUGCUAACAGGCUCCCCCACUGCCUCUGGUUAGACAGAAAUAACACUGUUUUUUUUUUUUGUUUGUUUGGUUUUUUUUUUGUGGUUGUUGUUAAACGAAAUGUAUCCAGCAAAGUUUGGAAGAGUCUUUGUCACAAAACAUUUUUCUUUUCUUACUGCGCACCCCUCAGAUUCACCUUAACACCUCAUGGAGAGGUCCCAACCACCAGGAACUGAUUCUUUUCUGCUUGGAUUUACCACGUCAGAGGGUCGUUGGAUGUUUCACACAAACACACAACAAAACAGAAAUUCAGCACUACCUUUGAAUCUCUCAUCAUCUCUGCUUGAAUCUGGAUCUUCACCAGGACCUGGAGGCCAUUAUUUAGAGCCACAUUAAGCGGCUCUAAAAGUGCUGUUUGACGUCAGCUUUCUGGGAAACCGCUCAGCUAUUACCUUCUUUUCCCAUCUGGUUGGUUUCUCAGAACAGAAUCAUCAUCUUUUAGACAGGAGGAAGUCGUUGAAGGCUUUAUUUGACUUAUUUAACAGACAGACAGACAGAAAGAGUCAAAACAUUCUCACUGAAAACACUGUAUGAGGGCUUUUAGCAGCUGGAGACGUCCUGACUUCUGAUUAAUGUAAUUACUCAUCAAAAUGACAGAAAAUGUCCUUUAAACAGGUUAAAAUUUAAAAUUAAGACAAUGUAAAAAAAAGUCACAUUAUUGCAUUUACUGCUGAUUAUUACGACCACUGUCUAAUACCUGUAAAAUCUGUAUUAUAAAAAGUGUAGAUAGAGUUAUUUAUGACUGAAUCAAACCCGAGAGUUUGUGUAAUAAUGUGCUAACUAGAGGACAUUUUUCAUCAGCGGGUUAUAACAUUGUGCAGCAGUUCUGACGCUCUCAGCUGCUAAAUAGUGACAGAUUAUGGCUUUAUUCUUCUUUUAAUAUGUUUUUCCCCUGUCGAUGUUAUUUAAAGGGAGUUUGAGAAAAUGAAACUUUAAGAGGAAUUCAUCAGCAUUAACGUGUCUUCGUGGACACUUCAUAAACCACAUUUUCAGCUGUGAGUGUCUGGUUUGGGACGAGAGUUUAGUUAAAUUUUAGAUUUUUAUUUUAGGUGUGAUGUUGAGAAGUUUUAAGGAAUUCAUCAGGCACCUUUGCUGAAUAAGGCCCCGAUCACACAGAAAGUGUUUCAGCAGCUGGAGGCGGCUUUUUGUAAUUGUUUUUAAUGAGACUGAAACUUUUUGCUUGCUGUUUUUGCAUCACCACGCGCCUGCUGUGUUUUGCCAGAGCGCUCUGAACUCCUCAAGUUAUAAAAACUUCAACUCAGAGCAGAAAAGCGCCCACGUCAUCUCCGCUUUUUCCCCAUUGUCCAAUGAUUUGAGAGGCGGGCCUUCUGUGGUGGUCAUGACAGCAAGUUUACAGUCGGUAAACAAUGGAGGAGAAACUGGUGGUAGCGAUUGCUGGAUACCCAGAGCUAUACGGCCUGAUGAUAGACAGCAGGUUCGACUGGACUUUAAGUGUUGAGAGCCAAACAACUGUCCAGUAAGAUUAAUGAAGAUAAUUAUAAGUGAAGACCGUCAGUCAAGAUCAGAUGUAACAGCUGGUGAUUUCUGAGAACUGACCGACAGAAAUAAUAUUCCGCUGCUUAAAUUCAGAAUCUGUGAACCAGCUUAGCUUUUACCAGCAUUUUGGACCUUUUGUUCUGCAUCGGUGACAGAAAGUGUCCCACGCUGAGGUCACAUACGAUACCUGAGGAAGUCUAAGAAAAGUGAGCUCAGAUUGUUCUGCACAGAUCACACGAAUGCACAUCAGUGCUCAAAUACAGAAAUGUACUCACUGCAUGUCAUCGACUGUCGUAUUUACCAGCACAAAACUUAAACCAUGGCUGUGCCGCGAUAUGCUCUUGAUUUGAUGAUACCAGAUAAACCAAGACGCCUCACUUUGAAGUCAUUUCCUGUGUCAGUCACUACAUUUCCAGUCACAGUGAAGUGGAGCUACAGUCCCAGCUGGACGAGGACAUCUAACUGGCCUACUGUCCUUGUCCCAGUAUACAAGCACGGGAGGGGAAUCCAUUUAUUGAGAGAUGUAUGUAUGUAUGUGCAACUCCUCUACGAUAGGUGGAGAUAUGCCCCCUUUCAGCUUGUUAGUAUUGGACCUUUUUCCUGUUGACCUAUUACGUCACAGACCAAACAAUGGACAAACAAGUUAGCUACGGUUAGCUAGCAGCUAACUGCUACCAUGGUGGACAACUUUACAGCUCUGUACAUUUGGUCCGUCCAAAAAGUCACGGCUCUGGAUGUAGAUUUCUCCAUGUUGUUACCGGCUUCUUCUUCUCUUACACAUUUAAUGCUAUUGGACUUCGGGGUCAAAGCCCGGGGCGGAAACUGUCCACCCUUAGUCACAUUAUCUGGGUGUGUUAGUUCGACUGUGAGAAAUUCGAUUUAGUAUGAUUUCAGUCAGACUAACAUGUUUAUAUGGAUUUUAAAAGUCUGGUUUAAGGCAGACUGACACAAUAAACCAAUUUUCUUUUAAUGUCAUGUUUCCCCACUCACUCAUUUUAACACCGUUUACGUUUUAACCCAUAAUAUUAUUAUUGGAUGUGUCGUAACUUUGAGUCUUUGUCCAGUUUGUUGUCCCAAACCAGACACUCAUCAGAGAAGGACUUGUUGUGUGUGGAGCAUGCUCAGUCUGACCUGAUCUGAUGCAUGUUCACCCUCCUGACUGGGAAGUGUCCAGUAUGUAAGCUGACCAGUUUAUUCUCGUGUUGUCCGUCACUGAGCAGCAGCUCCAUUUACCGUCUCGCUCCAGGGCAUCUCGACAGCAACAACCUCACUGUCGCUUCAGCCACAUACGAAUAUUUAAUUUAGAUUGAGCCUUUAAGAACAAAGUUAAUGUUUUACAGUAAAGAAUAAUAAAAUAAAUUAUAAAACAAGACUUAAAAAAAUAAAGUAAAAUGUCUAUCAUCAGUUAAUAUUAUUUCAUUCAAAAACAAGUUGGAGGGACAGAAAAACCUGAACAUUAUUUGAUUUGGAUAUUUAUGUUUAAAUGACCGACCUAUGACCUUUAAGUAAGUCUUAAGUCAUUCUUUAAGGCCUUUAACCCUUUCAGUCCCAGGCCAAAAACGUAACAGGAAACCAUCAUCAACAAGUUUUUGGCAACUGGCAGCAACUUGAAGCUUAUAACAGUCUCAUAACGAAAACAACAAAGAUUUAAAGGAAUGAAGUAUCUUUUCUUCUGGUUUCACCCAAAUGACACCAUGUGAUUGACUGUUCUUACUUGGUGGGGUCAAAGGUCAACACCUGAGGCACGAUAGGUCA